This is a messenger RNA of Felis catus (domestic cat), 1029 nucleotides long. RefSeq lists its product as uncharacterized. NCBI's taxonomy places the organism in Eukaryota, Metazoa, Chordata, Mammalia, Carnivora, Felidae. The record is from RefSeq and is a predicted model, not a curated record. Bases 1 to 690 code for a protein of 229 amino acids. The transcript has 3 exons.
AUGGCGGGCUGGGUCCGGGCCGCCUCCUUCCCUGACAGCGACGCCUCCCGGGCAUCAGCUGAUCGCAGGGCCCGUCGCGGGCUCCCUGCUCCCGCUGGACAGUCGGCACCUCGAGAGCAGGGCUCUGAUGCCUUCAGGGAUCCCGGCACAGACGGGGUCACUCUGGGCUGCUUCAGGUUUAUUGACGACACGCGUGGAGGUGCCUCCCUUCUGCGCUCCCCCACUGCGUCUGCAGUCUUCCAGGAAGAGGCCGAUAUAAUCGCUGAGUUGGCUCAUCGAGGCUGGUAUCACCCUGGCGGUUCUACAGGACGAGCCUGCUGCUUCCAGGGCCCAGAAGGGCCUGCCCCAGAGCCCGGACCUGGCCGGGCUCCUGUUACCCGCCCUGUACUAUUGUUCCUGCCGGGCACCAGGCCCUGCCCCUCGCACUCUCCUCCUCUCCCGCCCCACCCUCUGGCCCAAACAUCACCUCACGCCCAGACCCAGCCCCUCUCCAGUUCCCCAGACGCCAGCCUUGCUCAUCCCUGGGGCAGGAUGGGGUGCCAGGACCCCCGGCAGUUGCCCACUCCCCACCCUCCACACACACACCUCAAGCUUCAUCAAUGCCAGGUGCCCCGGACUUGGUACAGGUUUGAUUUCCAAAACCACGUGUCUUGGCUGUGUGGCCUCGGGCAAGUCCCUUUACGUCUCUGAGCCUCGAUUCCCAUGCAAGGUGUCGUGGCCCCCGUGCCGUGCUGUUAAACCAUAGAAAGUGCCGGGCGGGGUACCCGGCACGCUGGAGGUGUUCAGGAAAUGGGUUUCCGACUCUUCCCCAGCAUGAUCUGUUCUCCCGGGGCCUGUGGGAAAGAAAGAAGCUGUGGAAUCUUCAGCUCGCCCAUCUAACAGUAAUCAGCGUGCAAUCAUCAUGCUCAACAUGCAGCCCGAAUUGUUCACUUGUGAAAUGGGUUCCAGCCUCGAAGCUCUCCCGUCAGCCGGCUCUGGGCUCCUGGCUCAGGGGGGCGGCUGGCUCGAGUACCGGGGUCCGGGGCUCUG